AGAUAUCAUCUAAUUAGGCCCACCACACAAUGUAUUUUGUCAAACAGCCAAUGAGUUAACAACAACUCAUCAUUCGUUGGUUUCGUCACAAUAUUCUUUCGUAACCCAUAACACUGCUCUAGAAAAUGUAGUAUUCAUUUAUACAAGGGGAAGAGCUCAUCUUCAGUCUCCUUCACUCUGGUAUUUUAUUGGGGAAGGGGUGUUUCUGUCUUUCUUGCACGAAACGGCUAUAACAAACUUCGUGGUGUGCAUCCAAUAGAACAACGCCACGUUGAGGUUACAUUUUCCCGCCCAAUCUUGAAGGUUCAUCAAUGGCGUCUUCACGCGCGUUCUUCCUCCUCCACGCUCUCCCUCUCUUCUCGCUCUUCUUCUCUCUGUCAACCGCUCUCCCCCGCGACGCCAUUCUCGACGCCGCCGAUGUCCUCACCGACACAGGUUUCGUCUCCAUGGGCCUCACGCUCGAAAUCGUCGCCGAAACUCUACUGGAGCACUCUCCUUCCGCCACCGUCUUCGCCCCCUCAGACUCCGCCUUCAAGAAAUCCGGCCAGCCUUCCCUCGACCUCCUCCGCUACCACUUCGCCCCGCUCCCCCUCCCGCCGCGAAGCCUCCGCAUCCUCCCCGCCGGAUCUAACAUCCCGACGAUGCUCGCCGGUCAGUCACUCACAGCCACCACCUCUCCCUCCGACCUCAUCGCCUCCUUCAACAACGUCAAGAUCACAUCGAUGCCGAUCUACGACGACGGCUUCCUCCUCGUUUACGGAAUCGAGAGGUUCUUUGAUCCAACGUUUCAGUACACCGGUCCCAAUCCGAAACCUAAUCCCAAUUCCACUUGUGCGUUGAAGAAUAGCACUGCAGGUUCCUCCGAUUCCUUCGAUCAAGCCGUCGAAACCCUAAGUUCCGGCGGAUACUCCGCCAUGGCUUCGUUUCUCGGAAUGCAGCUCUCCGGCGUAGCAGAGCAGAGUGGAAUAACCGUUUUUGCUCCGGCGGAUGAGACGGUGCUGAGCCGCAUCGGAGAUUUCGGAGAUUACCCUGCGUUCUACCGGCGCCACGUCGUGCCGUGCAAGCUUCUGUGGAACGACCUGGUGAACAUCGGGGAUGGGACAGAGCUGCCGACGUUCUUGGAGGGAUUUUCCAUCAACAUCACCAGAUCCAGUGGCAUUUUGAUUCUCAACGGCGUUCCGGUGUUCUUUCCAGAUAUGGUCUUCAAUGACAAGAUGGUUGUUCAUGGCCUCGGUGAUGUUCUUGCUGCGCUGGAUAACACUCAUAGGGUUGUUGACUCUCUCUAUGACUCUGACUCUGACGUUGAUGGUGAAGAGAAUCUGUUUGUCCCUGAUGAAUUUUGAGGCACACCCAUGGUGUUGAUGAUGAUCAGAAUUUGUUUGACUAUGGCGAAUUUUGAAGCUGAGAUUUCUAGUGCUAGUGUCUCUUUCUGUAAAUUUUCCAGCUACUGAUGAUGAAUGUGUCUAAACUAGUGAAUUCAGAGUGUUUGGUCUAGUAGACUGAGAUUUCAUUUUUUUUUCAUAUAUGUGACAUGAACUAUUAUUA
Lotus japonicus is the source of this 1545-nucleotide messenger RNA. Its product is annotated as putative fasciclin-like arabinogalactan protein 20. Bases 312 to 1343 code for a protein of 343 amino acids. NCBI's taxonomy places the organism in Eukaryota, Viridiplantae, Streptophyta, Magnoliopsida, Fabales, Fabaceae. The transcript has a single exon. The record is from RefSeq and is a predicted model, not a curated record.